AGAAUGAGUUAGAUGUCAAAACUUUAUUAAAAAAUCUUCAAUUGACUAUUGAAUUUGAAAGUCAAUUAUUAAAGCGAUUUUCAAAUGCGGAUCAUCAGAAAAUAUCUAUGGCUGAAAAUACUGCAUCGGAAAUUAAUUUUAACAAAAGUAUAUCCGUCGCUUUUGAACCAUACCUUGGUUUGUACAUCGACGCUGAGGACAAGAAUUUAUCUGAAAUGAUUGCCUCUUAUCGGACGGAGCCUGUUCCUGAUGACGAUUCGUCAACCUCAGUUUUACAAUCCAGCACAGAUUUAUUUUAUUUUUAUCGUGAGACCCUCGCCAACUGUGCCAGGCUAUCCACCAAAAAACCCUUCUUUGACUUGUGCAAUGUGUUUGCUAAAUGGCUUCGAGUAUAUGCGAAUGAGGUUCUGACUGGGCGACUUCCAAAAGAGGAGCGUAAAGCUAUGACGCGUGAUGAAUUAAAGUUGGCGUGCUUUGUUCUCAAUACAGCAGAUUAUUGUUAUAUCACAACAUCUCAACUUGAAGAAAAGUUAAAAGAAAAGAUUGAUGAUGAAUAUAAAGGGAACAUAAAUUUUGAUACUGAACGUAAUUGCUUCCUAAAUGUAGUUUCUGCAACUAUAAAAUCUCUGGUUCGCGGAGUUGAAUCAUGUUAUGAACCGGCUCUUAUUGCUAUGACGAGAAUACAAUGGAAUAACUUGGAUUCAGUGGGUGAUCAGUCCGGAUAUGUUACCUUAUUCCACUCCACCUUAAGGUCGAACGUUGUUAUCAUACACAAAGAUAUAACCAAUAAUCGUUAUUUUAGAACAUUUUGCGAUAAAUUCAUAGAAUCAUUUGUUUCUAAGUUAAUUAGUAAUUUACUAAAGUGCAAACCAAUCUCUGAAGUUGGGGCAGAGCAGAUGUUGCUUGACGUACAUGCACUGAAGACCUCAUUACUGGAAAUGCCAACGAUGGGUAUGGAAAACCCUGCACCUCCACCGACAACGUUUACUAAAAUUGUUAACAAGGGAAUAAGUAAAGUUGAGGUUAUCCUGAAGACAGUUCUUACACCUCACGACCCACAUGAUGGUCUUGUUGAAAAUUAUAUAUUAUUAAUAGCCGAUAAAAAUCUUGGUAACUUCCAAAAAAUAUUGGAAUUGAAGGGAUUAAAGAAAGCUGAACAACAACAAAUUAUUGAUGUGUUUCAACAGCGAGUCUUGAAUCAUCCGGAUUUACCAGAAAACUCAAAUAUAAUGUCAUCAGUCACCUUGCCAACUUUCAUUACACCAUCGAUGCCAAGCUCAUUUCCAACAUUAUUUUCAACACCCAUCGGGGGUGGUCUUAAUAGUGUGGUGCCAGCUACAGCGGAACGUUUAGCUUCUGGAAUAGCAUCAUCAGCUAUUGCCGAUCAAAGUGGAGCGGCAGCAAAGAAAUUUAACGAAAGCUUUAGAAAAGUGUUGAAAGGCAGAGGUUGGAGAAAGAAGGAAGGAAAUGAUGGGAACGGUAAUGAUAGCUUUGCGAAAAAAAAUGAUAAGUAG
This is a messenger RNA of Acaulospora morrowiae, 1514 nucleotides long. Lineage: Eukaryota; Fungi; Glomeromycota; Glomeromycetes; Diversisporales; Acaulosporaceae. The record is from the annotation of a GenBank genome assembly.